This is a messenger RNA of Myodes glareolus (Bank vole), 1824 nucleotides long. The record is from RefSeq and is a predicted model, not a curated record. Lineage: Eukaryota; Metazoa; Chordata; Mammalia; Rodentia; Cricetidae.
GGAGAAAGAAGAGGAGGAGGAGAAAGAGGAGGAGGUGAACUUACCCUGCUUAGCUUUCUUUGGGGAAUACGUGCAUCAAGAUUCAGCUCUGCAUGUAAAAUCCACAGAGUGUCUGCCACUACAGGAGUUUUCAUUCAGACUUUCCGAAGAGAGGUGGAGAAACGUGAAGACUCGGGAGAAGAGAUCCUUUGAGCCAGAUCGAGCGUUAGUUCUUCUGCUUUUCUCGGCAUGGAUAGACCAUUUUCUCAAGUCCUCUAGGUACGGGAGUCUACUACUUGUGAAAUAUUUUUGCAAGGUCACCAUUUAUUGAUUCUACACUAUAUCAACGCCUUCAGGAGGAUGACUACACAACCAUUUUUGGCACAAUGAAGAUGAUUUUUUGAUGUGCUUUGAGGUCCAUAUAACUACAAGGGCUUUUUUUUAAAUCACCAUAAGUGCCACCCCGACCCCAAAUCACUUAGAGCUCAAAAAUCUAGGCAAAAUGGAUGCCACAGCUAUAGAUGAGUUCCAACAAAUUCUGCCUAUUGAACAGCUGCGCUCUACUCAUGCUAGCAAUGAUUAUGUGGAACGGCCUCCAGCACCCUGUAAACAGGCUCUUUCCAGCCCUUCCCUUAUUGUGCAAACCCACAAGUCUGAUUGGUCCCUGGCUACCACGCCUACUGCUCUCCCACGCAGUAUCAGCCAGUGCCAUCAGCUGCAGCCCCUGCCUCAGCAUCUGAGCCAGUCUAGCAUUGCCAGCUCAAUGUCCCAAAGCACCACUGCCUCUGAUCAAAGGCUCUUGACCAGCGUUACACCCUCUCCUUCAGGCCAGUCCAUCAUCAGAACCCAGCCUGGAGCAAGAGCCCAUCCAAAGGUCGAUGGUGCUCUGAAGGGAGAAGCUGAGCUAUCUGUAGGGCAUCCCAGUGAUCACCUCUUUAUCUGCGAGGAGUGUGGGCGCUGCAAGUGUGUCCCAUGCACAGCGGUUCGCCCUCUUCCCUCCUGCUGGAUGUGCAACCAGCGUUGCCUUUGCUCUGCUGAGAGCCUCCUUGAUUACGGCACUUGCCUCUGCUGUGUCAAGGGCCUCUUCUACCACUGCUCCACUGAUGAUGAAGACAACUGCGCUGAUGAGCCCUGCUCCUGUGGGCCUAGCUCUUGCUUCAUUCGCUGGGCAGCCAUGAGUCUAAUCUCCCUCUUCUUACCCUGCCUGUGCUGCUACCUGCCUACCCGUGGAUGCCUCCAUCUGUGCCAGCAGGGCUAUGAUAGCCUCCGGCGACCCGGCUGCCGCUGUAAGAGGCACACCAACACUGUGUGCAGAAAAAUCUCUUCUGGUAGCGCACCUUUCCCUAAGGCCCAGGAAAAGUCUGUAUGACCUUGCUACAAGAUGGAUCCAGAGUGUUCUCCUUCUGGCCCUCUUCAGUAAAGCAUAAGCCUCAUGUUUUGGGGAGGGUGUGAGAUAAUAAACUAGCCAAAGUUAGGGCCUUGCCUCUUUUGUUCCUGCAGUAUCAGGAGAAUGCAAAGUAUAUCCCAGUGCAGGAUGCCUUGCUCUUUCACAGAAUCUAUCCUACUCUUCUUCAACCUUUUACACCCGACCUGCUCAGCUUUUAUGGCAGUCAUGGCAAAUUCAGGUGAUAUAUGGGCAUGUGGUUUGGACACCGAGGACUGACAGAGCCAGCAAUGUGGAGGUUUAGGGGCUCCCCAAGGUAUUGCCUCUUGAUGCAGACUCUGAUUGUCAUUAUGCUUUCCACGAUGCCUUUGAAGACUUUCUUCUAAGAUGGUCAUCACAGGUGCAUGUGGAACAGCGUUCAACCUUCCAGGGAAUCUGACUCCCCCUCCCUUCCUCCCUCC